UGAGUUAGUUUCCUUGAAAUACGUUGAAGGUGCAUUUGGAGUACAUACAACAUGGCGAUAUCAAUAGCCGUUCUGGAUUGCGACCUACUGUUGCAUGGUCGGGGCCACAAGACCCUGGACCGCUUCAAUCUGGACUCGGUGUCUGACGAAUUCCUCCUCGCACAAUUUGGCUUCCCCAGACACUUUAUCCUGUAUUUGGUGGAGUUGCUCAAAGAGUGCCUGUGUAGACCCACACAGAGGUCCAGAGCCAUCAGUCCCGAGGUCCAGAUUCUGGCUGCUUUGGGCUUCUAUACAUCAGGUUCUUUUCAAACAUCCAUGGGCGAUACCAUCGGAAUCAGCCAGGCGUCCAUGUCCAGAUGUGUGUCCAAUGUAACCAGUGCUCUGGUUGAGAAAGCCUCCCAGUUCAUCACAUUUAACAGAGACACUGCCAUCAGAGAGCAGACGUCCCAGGAGUUCCAGAGGGUGGCGGGAUUGACAGGAGUCCUGGGAGUGCUGGACUGCGUUCAGGUCUCCAUCAAAGCUCCGAACAGCGAAGACUCGUCGUACGUGAACAAGAAGGGCUUCCACUCCAUCGGCUGUCAGAUAGUAUGUGAUGCCAGGGGCUUGUUGCUCAGCGCCGAAACUCACUGGCCCGGCGGGCUCAAAGGCGUGGAGGUUUUGGAGAGAUCUGCCCUUUACAAACAACUACAGGAAACCCAGGAGGGUUAUUUGCUGGGUGACAGCCGUUAUCCCCUGAAGACCUGGUUGAUGACCCCAGUGGCGUGUCCACAAACCCCUGCAGAGUUUGAAUAUAAUCUUGCUCACGCAGCGACUCACGAAAUAGUGGACAGAACGUUUAGAGCCAUCCAGACCAGAUUCAGAUGUUUAGAUGGCACCAAAGGAUACUUGCAGUACUCGCCCGAGAGGAGCUCGUCCAUCGUGUUGGCCUGUUGUGUCCUCCACAACGCCUCACUGCAGUCGGGAUUGGACGCUUGGACUCUGGAGAGGACGGACCCUCUGGAGCAGCCCGAACCUCUGGAGCAGAGACCCGAGGACCGUGACGUCCAGGCGGAGGAGAUGCGUCAACAGCUCAUCCUCAAACACCCCAGCUGAUGCGUGCUUGGACUCGCACGAGACGGACACAGACGUUCUAUUCGGAGCAAGCAAGUCCACAGACACGGUGUUGCUGAUGCAGAUUUUUAAUAUUUUGCUGGUUUCUACUCUACGGACUAGACUACGAUAACAUAGGAAUAUAAGGAAGAACAUGCAAGACGCUGUACAGCAAACCCAAACAACAACAAUCUUUUGUGGAAAUUGCUUGAUUGAUUUUCUCCUCAAGCAUUUGUGAGCCCGCUGUCCCAAAUAUUUAGCUUCAUUGUUGCCCAAGUUUUGGGAAAAGCGACCCAACCUCUCCAUCCAUCUCCCUAAAACCACCGCUUGGGCUCAUAUUUACAACAGCACAUGAUCUAUACUGUAUGUACACUGAUUUAUGGACACUGCUGAGGCACCCGGGACAAGAGGACAUGUUGUGACUAGACCAGUGGUUCUUAACCAGGGUUCGUUCGAACCCUAGGGGUUCGGUGAGUCGGCCUCAGGGGUUCGGCGGAAGUCAAGACACACCCGACUCAUCGUGUAAAUACAAACUUCUCCCUAUCGGCGUAUUACGGAUACGGCAACAGCUUACUGGCUUGCAGGUGUGUAAUUUGUUGUGAGUUUAUGCACUGUGUUGGUUUUGUUCUUUGAACAAGGUGAUGUUCAUGCAGGGUUCAUUUUAUGCACCAGUAAAAAAAACAUGGUAACACUUUAGUAUGGGUAACAUAUUCACCAUUAAUUACUUGCUUAUUAACAUGCAAAUUAGUAACAUAUUGGCUCUUAACUAGUCAUUAUUAAGUACUUAUUAAUGCCUUAUUCUGCAUGGCCUUAUUAUAACCCUAACCCCCUGACCCUAACCCUAACCAAAUAACUCUAAAUUAAGUCUUUAUUACUUAGAAUAUGUUCCCCUAGUGUCCAAAUAACUCUAAAUUAAGUCUUUGUUACUUAGAAUAUGUUCCCCUAGUGUCCAAAUAACUCUAAAUUAAGUCUUUGUUACUUAGAAUAUGUUCCCCUAGUGUCCAAAAAACUCUAAAUUAAGUCUGUUACUUAGAAUAUGUUCCCCAUACUAAAGUGUUACCAAAAACAUAUAACUUUGUCUUGAAUUUGAGAAAAAAAACCAUUUUAUUUUUCACUGAAGAAGGGUUCGGUGAAUGUGCAUAUGAAACUGGUGGGGUUCGGUACCUCCAACAAGGUUAAGGACCACUGGACUAGACCAAACCAAAUACAACCAGAGACAGGUCUGUUCAUUGUGGUGUUUGGGGGACAUAGAUCUUUAGAGCACACUGAAAUGUUUACAUUUAUUCUCAACCCCGAGAGGGACAAGUGGUAGAAAAUGGAUGGAUGAUCAGAGCAAUGGUGGAGGUAAUUAUUACCCACCUGAAGUAGGGCUUUUUUUUUUUGUAAUUCAUCAAUAUACAUGCUCUUUCUACAGACAUAAAAAAACAGAAGAUACAUUACUGUCGCACAAGAAUUAUUUGACAUUAAACUUAAAUGUCACAAUCUAGUUAGGUUGUGGAAAUUUGGGUCAAUGUCGAAUACUUUUGCUGUGACUUCAAUGUGUCUUUCAUAUUAAGGAUUUCUUUUUUGUGCGAUAAAACAGAAUUCGGGGAAAAACGACACAAACCCCCAGUUUGACGCUCACAAAACAGCACUUGAAUUACACACCACCAACGGUCAACACAACAUGUCAUUGUUUUAUGCAACAAAAAAGCAAAUUAGCUCUUUCUUUAUGCUUGCAAUAUAUUACGAACCGAUGUAAUUUUUGUCUCUUUUACAUUAUUUAAAAAAACAAGACAAUACAAACUAAUGUUAAAAUCAGUACACAUGUAUUUUUUUUUGUUGCAUAAUUUAAAUAUGCUUGAUUUUGAUGCUGCAAAUAUAUUAUAUAUACAUUUUUGAACUCCAUAAAAAUACAUGUAUGUCACGUUUCCCACCGUCUGUCAGAUAUCUCUAAUAAGAAAAUAAGGUUGUAAUUUUUGAAUUCAAGUUGAGUAGACCUCACACAUAGAUGAACUGGUCUGUUAAAAUGCUCUAAUCCUUAGAGGGGUUAUUUGGUUGUCUCCCUAAGCCUUUUAUUUAAGGCCAAGUGGUCAAACGCAAGUGGAAGGCACUUAAAUGACUUCCUGUGUAGAAGGACACCAACAUGCCUCGUUUAAAACAUGUUGGUGGGUGUCAGUGGAAUGCACAAGUUGAAAUAAAAAAAAACCCACAGUGGAGGUCCAUACGUGCUUGCAUGAAUGAGAUCUGUGAUGUCAUUCACUUCAACUCAAAGUUACAUUAUCAUAAUAAAUACGGGCAGGUAAACUUUGUGUAAGGAGUGGCUGCAAUGAAGUUUGAGGGGGCGGCUAUUGCAGUCGGUAUCUUCUGGGAUGUGACGGGAAUGAUGCUUCAGGUUGUCUGUCAGAAGAAUUCUGAAACCUCCUUUGGUUUCGUUUCUCUGGGGAGGAAAAGUAGACAUCAAUGUCAGUAGUGGUGGUUUGUGUACACCCGUCAUGGGUUUUUAGGCCCUUAAGGACUUAUAUCAUGGAUGUCAAGCUCGUUUUGAGGGCCACAUCGCAGUUGUGGCUGCCCUAAGAGGGUCACUUGUGACAGUAAAUAUUAGAGAUGUCCGAUAAUAUCUGACCGCCGAUAUUAUCGGCCGAUAAAUGCUUUAAAAUGUAAUAUCGGAAAUUAUCAGUAUCUGUUUCAAAAAGUAAAAUUUAUGACUAAAACGCAGCUGUACGGAGGAGUGGUACACGGACGUAGGGAGAAGUACAGAGCGCCAAUAAACCUUAAAGGCACUGCCUUUGCGUGCCGGCCCAGUCACAUAAUAUCUACGGCUUUUCACUCACACAAGUGAAUGAAAUGCAUACUUGGUCAACAGCCAUACAGGUCACACUGAGGGUAGCCGUAUAAACUACUUUAACACUGUUACAAAUAUGCGCCACACUAUGAACCCACACCAAACAAGAAUGACAAACACAUUUCGGGAGAACAUCCGCACCGUAACACAACAUAAACACAACAGAACAAAUACCCAGAACCCCUUUGCAGCACUAACUCUUCCGGGUCGCUACAAUAUACACCCCCCAUCUCCCCCCGCCCCCGCCCACCUCAACCUCCUCAUGCUCUCUCAGGGAGAGCAUGUCCCAAAAUCCAAGCUGCUGUUUUGAGGCACGUUAAAAAAAAAAAGCACUUUGUGACUUGAAUAAUAAAUAUAGCAGUGCCAUGUUGGCAUUUUUUUCCAUAACUUGAGUUGAUUUAUUUUGGAAAACCUUGUUACAUUGUUUAAUGCAUCCAGCGGGGCAUCACAACAAAAUUAGGCACAAUAACGUGUUAAUUCCACGACUGUAUAUAUCGGUAUCGGUUGAUAUCGGAAUCGGUAAUUAAGAGUUGGACAAUAUCGGAAUAUCGGAUAUCGGCAAAAAAGCCAUUAUCGGACAUCUCUAGUAAAUAUGUAUGAAUAUUAAUGUAUAAUUGCCUAAUGAUAUUAAUACUAAUUGCCAAUGUAUUUGAUUACAUUUGUUUUAUGUACAAAUUGAUGGAUUUGUAUUUAUUCCAAUUCUAAAUCGAUUUACAAUUUUGAGAAUUGACAAAAAAAUAGAAUUUUUUGGGCAAUUUUUUCUGUUAAAUACAUUUUUAAAGACGCUUGUAUAAGCCAUACGUCAGCAGCAAAGAGGAGCUUUUGUAACUUAUAACCUGUUUUAAAAAGGCUGUAUUAUAAUUAAUAUACCUGGUAUAAUAUAUCACGAGAAUCGUGCCGAAUCGGGAAUCCAUUCUGAAUCAAAUCGUGAGCUGCCCAAAGAUUCCCACUUCUCGAUAUAUGUAUAGUAUUUAUUUUUAUAUUAACAAAUGUUUGUAAUAUAUGCUAAUAUAAUGUGUUGCAUGAGCAGAUAAUACUUUUAAAAUACAUGGACUUACAUGCAGCACAUGCACAUUUUUCUGUCAAAAUAAAAAUAAAAAAAAAUUUAGUAACGAGUGUGGCUUUAUUGAUGCACAUUAUUUCCAAGGUUUUGCAGGCCACAUAAAAAUAUGUGGCCUUGAGUUUGACACCUGUGAUUUAUAUUAACGGAUACUUUCCCA
This is a messenger RNA of Entelurus aequoreus (snake pipefish), 5133 nucleotides long. RefSeq names its product harbinger transposase derived 1 (gene harbi1). Bases 52 to 1092 code for a protein of 346 amino acids. The record is from RefSeq and is a predicted model, not a curated record. Lineage: Eukaryota; Metazoa; Chordata; Actinopteri; Syngnathiformes; Syngnathidae. The transcript has 5 exons.